Molecule: messenger RNA, 813 nt
Organism: Balaenoptera ricei (Rice's whale)
Lineage: Eukaryota; Metazoa; Chordata; Mammalia; Artiodactyla; Balaenopteridae
Gene: CT47C1
Product: cancer/testis antigen family 47 member C1
Exons: 4
Coding region: 1-813 (270 amino acids)
Source: RefSeq, a predicted model, not a curated record
AUGUCGGCCACGGGGGAUGAAGACCCGGCCCCGGGAGGCCCAGAGGGCCCCGCGGGCGCAGAUGGGGCCCAGGCCGAGGCGGCCAGAGCCGGCGACCGGGGGCACCGCGACUCGGAGCCUCGCGGGGGCGACGCGGCGCCGGGGGCCAGGGGAGGCUCUGGGGAGGCGGCCCUGGAAGGCGGCGGCGCCGAGGAGGAGUCGGACAUCGGGCCGGCAGAGGAGGAGGAGGAGGAGGAGGCAGGGGGCCUGGACCUCGUCGAAGUGAACCAGUUCCCCGUGAGGGGCUUCUACUUCAUUCUCCUGGGGCUGGUGUACUCACUGCUGCGCCGCGUCCACUGCAACGACCACGUCCUCGUCCCGCCCCCGCCGAGACCGCGCCACGGCCUGGCCUGGCUCCCCCAACUCCGGGCGCCCGACGGGCAGGGGCAGGGGCCCGCGGCCCAGGAACCCGAGGAGGCGGAGGAGGCUGCGGCGCCGGAGCCUGAGGAGGCGGAGGAGGCCAUCGCCCCUGAGGGUGAGCGGCUGGCCGGGGGGUCGGUCGGGAGACCCGGGAUCCCGAGGGACCCAGGCUCAGAGGGGGACCUCGGGAGGUCUGAGAUGAUCGGUGCCAUUUAUGAGGCCACAGGUGAAGGAACAACUAAAUAUCCGGAUGAGAACACCAAUGAAGAGGCCCAAGGUGCUGAAAGUGAGGGGGAAAGAGAGAAGUUUAACAAAAAACAAGAACCUGAAAAGGAUCUGAACCCAGCAGGACAGACCCAGAAAGUCCAGCGCCAGGAGCCCAGCCCAUGGGAACAAGAGGUAUGCCCCUGCUAG